CAGGGGUUGUGGGAGCAGUGAAGGACCUGGGGGGUUUAGCCUGGAGAAGAGGAGGCCGAGGGGAGCCCUCAUCGCUCUCUGCAGCUCCGGAAAGGAGCGUGUGGGGAGGAGGUGCUGGGUUCAACUAAGGAACAAGUGGUGGAACGAGAGGAAAUGGCCUCAAGUUGUGCCAGGGAAGAUUUAAACUGGAUAGCAGGAAAAAAAUCCUUCAUAGAAAGAGGAAAUUCUUCACGAUGAGGGUGAUGAGACACUGCAAUGGGUUGUCCAGGGAAGCUGUGGAUGCUGGACGAUCAAGAACAGGUUGGAUGGGGUUUGGAGCCCCUGAUCCAGUGGGAGGUGUCCCUGCCCGGGGCGGGGGUGGGACUGGAUGGGCCGUGAGGUCCUUCCAGCCCAAACCAUCCAUGAUUCUAUGAAUAAGUGAAGCCCUGUGAGAGGCUGCGCAGGGCAGGGCCGGGGCUCCACCCUGGAGGGGUUCAAAGACGCGCGGAGGAGGUGCCCGGGGCUGCACUCGAGCAUCGCCGAACGCUUCAGUGACUCCCGAGGCGCCGCCGGGGCGGCAGGGGGCGCUGGGGGUGCUGCGGACGCCCCUCAUGCCCCUCCCGCCGCACCAUAGAGAUGCGGCCGCUCUGGGCAGCCGCUCUGCGCCGCGUCUCGGUGGUGCUGCCAUGGCGCCCGCUAUGGCGCGCGGCGGAGGGAGGCCUGGCCCGGCCCGCCGGGAGCACCGGACUGUUUACCCGCUCGAAAACAAGGAAGAGGCACAUGACCUGUUCUCAACAGUCUCGAAAGAGCUUGAGCCUGUUCCAUGUGUUCUGCAAGGAGAUGACAUUCAAGCGCUUGCAAUUAAGGUGGAGGACCUGGAGAAACUCCACACACCACACCCUCCCCCUGAUGCUGAGGGAAUUCCAGUUAAGAGGAAAUACUUUGUUCGAAAAUACCGACCCAAAGAGACAAAGAAGGGGGAACAUCUUGUGGCAUAUCCUGCUCUCCCAAAACCACCCAGGGAACCACUGACUUUUUCUGGACAAGGACUGUUUGGUGAUGACUGUGAAGAGAUUCUCCCCCAUCACAUCUUGGGAAGUCUUCAGGAGUUCAAGAUGGAAGCCUUGGCCAGAGGAAACACUCAGCUAGCAGGUUUUAUUGAGGUUUCUCAUCCAGAUAUUGCUGCACCAGCUUUAAAAGAGGAACAUGGAGGGGACAAGAAGAAAAAGGUUCAUCAGAUCCCACCAGCAGAAAACAGAGCUCUGCAGAACUGGCAACAUAAUAUGGCAAUCAGGAAAAAGCAGGAGAAAUAUCUUGGAGAAAUUCUUCAGAGGCCAGAGAAUGAAUUGCUGAUGAGCAUCUCAGAGGAGUACAGGCAAAUCCAGGAAGAGCGUGACCUCGUUGACCGGAUUCUCCCCGCCCUGCUCCCUGGAAAGGGCUACCGAAGAGGAAGCGAGUUCUGGAGCCUGCCCGACCGUAUUGGAGAUGAACUCACGGGCCUGACGCUGACGCUGACUCAGAGGGAGCGUGGCCACCCAGAGCCAAUUAUGCAUGUGGGGAAACCUCACACUGUUCGGAAGGAAAUGGGUCUGAAGACUCCAGAGAAGAUCCCGUUCCGUCUAACCUGGGACAAGAGUCUUUUCCUGAAACAUCGAUGGCAGGAACUAAAAUCUGUCCUAGAGGAGCUAGAUUUUCAUAAGCCGGACCUGGAUGGACUGGAGGUGAUUGGUGAAGGGCGGCCUUUCACAUCCGUUACAACAGAGCCUUCCUCACACUCCACCACUUCUGAGGAGUCUGAGACCCUCAGUUCCCACCUAGAGGACUACCCUGAUGUGAUUUCAGAAGCAACACGGGGUCCGGCUUUGGAUUUCUGUGGCCAGCCUGCUCGUUGGAUUGACUACACCACUCCUUGCAGGACAAGAUCUAGUGAGAGGUGUCCCUGCCCGUUGCAGAGGGGUUGGAACUGGAUGAUCUUUGAGGAUGAAAUUGGCAUUGCUGCCCGGCUCACCUUUGAGAGUUUGGCUGGAGAGAAAGCUGAAAGCUCUCUGACGGUGAGCAACAAUGGCACAACUGCCAUCUGGUAUAGCUGGAUGAGGCUUCCGCAGCAGAUUCCCUCAGGAGAAACCAAGGGGAAGAGUUUGCCGUGUUUUUACUUUGAUACCAGACCAGGUGUAAUUUUGCCUGGAGAAACUAGGAAGUUUUUCUUUCUUUUCAAGUCUGAGGGCACAGGUAUUUUCAGCGAGUCCUGGGAAUUCAGGACGCAUCCUCUCUUACUGGGAGGAGCUCUGCUGCAGGUGACCCUCUGGGGAAUUGCUGUGUAUGAGGAUAAACUGGCUGACCUCAGAGAGCAACUGCAGAAUGACCUGGCUGCUCGAGAAGCUGCUGCUAGAGGCGAAAAGAUUUGUACCCCAGUGCGCACCCCAUCUCCUGUGGACUCCUAUAUCACAGAGGAAGAGUUGUUCCACUGGAGGAAUCCCGAGUUGCAUUAUCAGCAUCGAGUGGUACAGCAGCUGCAUGAACUGUGGAGAAAGCACAAGACUGUUUUCUCAGCCUUUGAGGAGAAAGUGCCCUCGGGCCAGGAGAAGGCUGCAGAGGACGUGCAGUACCAGGAGCGUUCCUCAGAGGCUCUCCCUCCUGGGAACAGCACCACAGAGGUCCCAGGUGGGAAGAACACGCUUGAGGAGGCUCCGGGUCAAAUGACAAACGUGAAGGAGAAAGGACCAGCUCCCUCAGGAUGGAACUUCUCCUUCGAGGACUUUGCUCAGGCUAUAAAGUUGAUCCCCAAGGAGGAGGAGCGCGAAGCAGCGCUGGCCCAGCUCAAUAAGGCGAUGCUGGAGCUGUGUGUUGAACAGAGGCCAACCCAGACAGACCUUCUGCAUCAAACCUGUCUCCAGUUGUGGCGGGAGACAAUCGAUGGCAUGGUGAGUCACUCCGUGAGGCUGCGAUCCCUGCUUGGCUUGCCUGAGAAGGACACCUGGGCAGGAGGCGUUCCAGAGGAAGCAGCGGAAGUAAAGCAAACUAUAAAAGGAGGAAAGGAAGACAGAAUAACUACUAGGAGAGAAGGGAGAAGGUCAUUUCUUGGUAAGGAUAAAGAAGGCAAAAAAAGAACAACAAAGACAGCAGGGAAAGAGAAAGAGGAAGGACCAGACGGCAGAAAAUUAAACAUAAGAGAUGAGAAAAAGCAUAAAUCUUCCACUUCAUUGCUGGAGGUGAAAGAGGGAGCUGAGCCCAUGGGAGCUGUGACUACUGAUGGAGAAGAACCUCCUCGGGAGGAGCUGGACCUAAUUUUGUUUAGAUCAUAUCAGGAAAAACUGUAUAUUCAGGUUUAUGGGCUGCUGGGUUCAAUGGUGAGCAAAAUGGUUGCGUUAUUUGAGGAUCUGGAGGAAAAAGGUGCUCUGAAGUGGGAGAGUAAAACCGUUUGUGACUAGAAAUAGACUUAAAUAAAUAAAUAUCCAUAUUUACCAACCAAGUGGAGAUUUUUCUUUCUGAAGUGAUGCCCUGGUUACAAGUACUGUGCUGCCUCUUUUCUGACAUGCUGGGAUGUGAGACUGUUGCUAGCUCAUCUGUUAGUGCUGCAGACAGUCGGUUGCCAACAAGAGACAAGGCAAGAAAUAUCACAGCCUCAGAAACCGUUAAAGAGUAGAAAAUGCUGGCAUUCCUGCUAAGGAAGAAGAAUUUAAAAGCGCCAGUCAACAUGAGAUAUGUCUUGUUCUUUCAUUCUUGAUCUUGCUUGGCUCACAGGAGGGCAAGCAGAGCAUCCCUUGUACUCGUGAGCUCAAGCACAGGAUAGUAACUAAGAAAAAUCCAUCCUAUUUCUGAUUAUAUUCAUGACUGCUUGUCCAGCCUCCUCUUGGGACUACCGCAAGGGCUGUGUCGCCCUGCCUGCUUUUGCACCCAUGAGUUUGUUUCUUUUGCUGACCUUGCCAUCUCUUUCCUUCCAGCUCAAGGUACCCAUGCCCCAUUUGGAGCCAGCUCUUACUUGCUUCCCUCCGACACUAAUCACUGUUGAAUUAAAAUGAGUGAAAUUCAUGCUGUAAAUGUUUUGAGCAUGGUAAGGCCCUGGGUUAGAGCCUCCUGUCUCUGCUGGUCUGCAUGUGUGUCUGGGCUCAUCGCCACUUUCUGUCUGGGUUUCCUUUUGCAGCACAGCCGGAACAGAGCUUUUUGUGGAGGCAUCCCAGGCCGGAGCGUCGCCCGCUCCGCAGGGUUGGAGCCGGUGUCAGAGGCAGAGCGAGCUGGGUGCAGGGUCUUGACCGGGCAUCGAGAGGCGCUUGGCGUGUGUCAGUAAAGUACUGUCUUCCUGC
Cuculus canorus (common cuckoo) is the source of this 4280-nucleotide messenger RNA. It is a transcript of the gene MYCBPAP, whose product is annotated as MYCBP associated protein. The transcript is spliced from 20 exons. Bases 591 to 3407 code for a protein of 938 amino acids. The record is from RefSeq and is a predicted model, not a curated record. Lineage: Eukaryota; Metazoa; Chordata; Aves; Cuculiformes; Cuculidae.